UUUUGAUUCGAGAAAGAACAUUACUCUAGAAAUUAAAAAAAUCUUUUUCUCGUCACUAGUUUCUAUCUCUAUAGAAAACAAACAAAUUAGGUGGUGGAGCCAAGGACGUAGAGUUAGUGGGUGCAUAUAUAAAUACUGAAAUGGGCAGAGAGAAAACAUAACACAACAUAACGCAAAGCCAAAACAGAGGAACACUUAGGUUUCAUAAGAUAAAGAGACCUAAAGAGAUCUAAGACAGUACUUCUCUUUUUAGCUUAAGGAGAAAAAUAAAAAACAAAGGAUGAGUUUGUGGGGAGUGAUGGGAGCAGGAUGGGGAAUAGUAGAAGAAGGUUGGAGAAAAGGGCCUUGGACUGCCGAAGAAGACCGUCUUUUGAUCGAUUAUGUGCGGCUUCACGGUGAAGGCCGAUGGAACUCUGUUGCAAGGCUCGCAGGGUUGAAGAGAAAUGGCAAAAGCUGUAGGUUAAGAUGGGUUAAUUACUUGAGACCAGACCUGAAGAGAGGACAAAUCACUCCUCAUGAAGAAACAAUUAUCCUUGAGUUACAUGCUAAGUGGGGCAACAGGUGGUCAACAAUCGCUCGUAGUUUACCGGGAAGAACAGACAACGAGAUCAAGAACUAUUGGAGAACCCAUUUCAAGAAGAAGACAAAAUCUCCAACUAACAAUGCGGAGAAGACGAAAAACAGAAUCUUGAAGAGGCAACAGUUUCAGCAGCAAAGACAGAUGGAGUAUCAGCAAGAACAACAGUUGCUUCAAUUAAACCAAAUCGACAUGAAAAAGAUCAUGUCUUUACUAGAAGAUGAAAACAACCACAACAAUGGUGAUAGUAACUUCAGUACUAGUAGUAGCGGUAGUAGUGGUGAAGGCGGUGCGUUCUAUGUUCCUCAUCCGAUCACACAUUCAUCAACAAGCUCUGGUUAUGAAUCAAAUGGUAAUGGGGUUUUCCCAGUGGUUCCAGUGCCAUUGCCUGAGGCUAAUGUACAUGAAGAAUACGGGAUUUGGGAUGGUUUGUGGAAUCUGGAUUUGGAAGGACAAGGAAGCUUUAAUGAUGGUGCUUGCGUCCCAAGGAAACCCUGUUUCCAGAACUUGGGCGUACCCUUUUGUUAAUUUGACUUCAAAGUGUCAUUUACCUACCGGAAACCAAAAAUAUGAAACUUGACUGACAAGUUCGGUUAAGUUUGAGUUUGGUUUUGUUUUUAUCUUUUCUGAUUUUGGGUUUACUUUAGUAGUUUUGUUAUCAAUUGUGUGUGAUGUUAUAAGAAGCUUAUUUGGGCAAAGCCAAGUUAACGAGUGAUGUAGUAGAACGUCUAUGGAAGAAUAGUCUUAUUAAGUUGAUCAAAUAAAGUAUUGUAACUUGCAAAUUUUAGGAGAAAUAUCUUCUUGA
This is a messenger RNA of Brassica napus (rape), 1382 nucleotides long. Its product is annotated as myb-related protein 305-like. Bases 281 to 1105 code for a protein of 274 amino acids. The record is from RefSeq and is a predicted model, not a curated record. The transcript has 2 exons. NCBI's taxonomy places the organism in Eukaryota, Viridiplantae, Streptophyta, Magnoliopsida, Brassicales, Brassicaceae. Gene Ontology annotation, biological process: regulation of DNA-templated transcription. Gene Ontology annotation, molecular function: sequence-specific DNA binding; DNA-binding transcription factor activity. Gene Ontology annotation, cellular component: nucleus.